Balaenoptera acutorostrata (minke whale) is the source of this 3356-nucleotide messenger RNA. It is a transcript of the gene LRFN1, whose product is annotated as leucine rich repeat and fibronectin type III domain containing 1. Lineage: Eukaryota; Metazoa; Chordata; Mammalia; Artiodactyla; Balaenopteridae. Gene Ontology annotation, molecular function: protein binding. The record is from RefSeq and is a predicted model, not a curated record. The transcript is spliced from 5 exons. The coding region runs from base 204 to 2522 and encodes 772 amino acids.
CCCGGCCCUCCCCCCACCAUGGCGCGGAGCGAGGCAGCGGCGGCGGCGGGGCCGGGCCCGGGGCCCCCCCUUGACUGGGUACUGGCCAAGGCCCUGAUUCCCUGAAGAGAGAUGAAGAAACCGAGAUUCAGAGAGGUUCAGACACUUGCCCGAGGUCACACAGCUAAUCUCACCUCCCACUCCUCCCAUCUUCCCCCUGCACCAUGGCUCCGGGCCCAUUCUCCUCGGCGCUCCUCUCGCUGCCGCCUGCUGCCCUGCCCUUUCUGCUGCUCCUCUGGGCGGGGGCAUCUCGAGGCCAGCCCUGCCCCGGCCGCUGCAUCUGCCAGAACGUGGCGCCCACGCUGACCAUGCUGUGCGCCAAGACCGGCUUGCUCUUUGUGCCGCCGGCCAUCGACCGGCGCGUGGUGGAGCUGCGGCUCACCGACAACUUCAUCGCGGCCGUCCGCCGCCGAGACUUCGCCAACAUGACCAGCCUGGUGCACCUCACCCUCUCCCGGAACACCAUCGGCCAGGUGGCGGCCGGCGCCUUUGCAGACCUCCGCGCCCUCCGCGCCCUGCACCUCGACAGCAACCGCUUGGCGGAGGUCCGGGGCGACCAGCUCCGCGGCUUGGGCAACCUCCGCCACCUGAUCCUCGGCAACAACCAGAUCCGCCGGGUGGAGUCGGCCGCCUUCGAUGCCUUUCUCUCCACCGUGGAGGACCUGGAUCUGUCCUACAACAACUUGGAGGCCCUGCCGUGGGAGGCCGUAGGCCAGAUGGUGAACCUGAACACCCUCACGCUGGACCACAACCUGAUCGACCACAUCGCCGAAGGUACCUUCGUGCAGCUUCACAAACUGGUUCGCCUGGACAUGACCUCCAACCGCCUGCAUAAACUGCCCCCUGAUGGGCUCUUCCUGAGGUCCCAAGGCCCCGGGCCAAAGCCACCCACGCCGCUCACGGUCAGCUUCGGCGGCAACCCCCUGCACUGCAACUGCGAGCUGCUCUGGCUGCGGCGGCUGACAAGGGAGGAUGACCUGGAGACGUGCGCCACCCCUGAGCACCUCACCGACCGCUACUUCUGGUCCAUCCCCGAGGAGGAGUUCCUGUGCGAACCUCCGUUGAUCACUCGGCAGGCAGGCGGCCGGGCCCUGGUGGUGGAGGGCCAGGCGGUCAGCCUGCGGUGCCGCGCUGUGGGUGACCCUGAGCCGGUGGUGCAUUGGGUGGCACCUGACGGGCGGUUGCUGGGGAACUCGAGCCGGACCCGGGUCCGGGGGGAUGGGACACUGGAUGUAACCAUCACCACCUUGCGGGACAGUGGCACGUUCACUUGCAUCGCCUCCAACGCCGCUGGGGAAGCCACGGCGCCGGUGGAGGUGUGCGUGGUGCCUCUGCCUCUGAUGGCGCCCCCACCGGCCGCCCCGCCACCUCUCACCGAGCCUGGCUCCUCGGACAUCGCCACGCCUGGCCGACCUGGUGCCAAUGAAUCUGGGGCUGAGCGCCGGCUUGUGGCUGCCGAGCUCACCUCCAGCUCCGUGCUCAUCCGCUGGCCAGCCCAGAGGCCCGUGCCUGGCAUCCGCAUGUACCAGGUCCAGUACAACAGCUCCGCAGAUGACUCCCUUGUCUACAGGAUGAUCCCAUCCACCAGCCAGACCUUCCUGGUGAAUGAUCUGGCAGCGGGCCGCGCCUACGACCUGUGCGUGCUGGCCGUCUACGACGAUGGGGCCACGGCGCUGCCCGCCACCCGAGUGGUGGGCUGCGUGCAGUUUACCACGGCAGGGGAUCCCGCGCCCUGCCGCCCACUGAGGGCCCAUUUCUUGGGCGGCACCAUGAUCAUCGCCAUCGGGGGUGUUAUUGUCGCCUCCGUCCUCGUUUUCAUAGUUCUGCUCAUGAUCCGCUACAAGGUCUACGGCGAUGGGGAUGGCCGCCGAGUCAAGGGCACCUCCAGGUCGCCUCCGCGGGUCAGCCACGUGUGCUCUCAGACCAACGGCGCAGGCGCAGGCGCAACGCAAGCCCCGCCCCCGCCGGCGCAAGACCGCUACGAGGCGCUGCGCGAGGUGCCAGCUUCGGCUGCUGCGGCGGUGGCUGUCGAGGCAAAGGCCGUGGCGGCGGACACGGCUUCCGCGGAACCGGAGGCGGUCCUUGGACGCUCCCUGGGUGGCUCAGCCACCUCGCUGUGCCUGCUGCCGUCCGAGGAAACCUCCGGGGAGGAGUCCCGGGCCGCUGCGGGCCCUCGGAGGAGCCGUUCUGGGGCCCUGGGACCGCUGGCUUCGGCGACCCCCACUUUAGCUCUGGUUCCUGGGGGAGCCCCGGCCCGGCCGAGGCCGCAGCAGCGCUAUUCGUUUGACGGGGACUACGGGGCGCUCUUCCAGAGCCACAGUUACCCGCGCCGCGCCCGGCGGACAAAGCGCCACCGGUCCACGCCGCACCUGGACGGGGCCGGAGGGGGCGCGGCCGGGGACGACGGAGACCUGGGGCUGGGCUCCGCCAGGGCGCGUCUGGCCUUUACCAGCACCGAGUGGAUGCUGGAGAGUACCGUGUGAGCGGCGGGCGGGCGCCGGGACGCCUGGGUGCCGCGGACGAUCGCCCAGCCGCCCGGACGCCGGGGCAGGACUCGGGGGACAAAGCGCCGAGCUACGACGUCGGACUGCAGGGGAGGCGUGCCCUUCUCCUCCCUGGAGGGGGUGGACGGCCUGGGCUGCGGCUCGAGGUCACGCCCCCGCGCUCAGGGGGGUUUGAGGGCGGGCCGCCGAGCUCCCCUCCCCCACGGACUUUAAGCCCCCCUCCUGCCCCUCCCCCCGCGCGCUCGCGGACCUCGCUGGAGCCGGUGCCUUACACAGCGAAGCGCGGGGAGGGGCAGGGCCCCCCCGACACUGCAGCACUGAGACACGAGCCCCCUACCCCCGCCCGGGACCCGGGGCAGGGGCGAGGGACCCAUUUCUUGUAUCUGGCUGGACUAGAUCCUAUUCUGUCCCGCGGCGGCCUCCAAAGCCCCCACCCCCACCCCAUUCAAUUCCCUGGUCCCGUCGGGUCUGGCUUGGGGUGCCCCUUUCUCUGUUCCCUUCGUUUGUCUCUGUCCCGCCCUCUGUCGUCUGUGUCUUACGUCCUUCCCUGUUUGUCUCUCAUUUCUCUGUCCCGUCAUCUCUUCUCCCUCUGCACUCCCGUAUUGCGUCCAGCCUCCUUGUCUCUCCAGAUUAUAUCUCCCCAGUACACAUUCUCCCGGGCAGGUCCCACUGGAAGGACCAGACUCUCCCCUAUUCCUUCCUCUUAACCCCCAAAUAAAUCCCCACAUGAACAAAAUCCAAAACCAAAUCCCCCUCCCUACCGGAGCCGGGACCCUCCGCCGCAGGAGAAUUAAACAUUUUUCUGUGUCUGAG